Molecule: messenger RNA, 1492 nt
Organism: Canis lupus familiaris (dog)
Lineage: Eukaryota; Metazoa; Chordata; Mammalia; Carnivora; Canidae
Gene: CIMAP1D
Product: outer dense fiber of sperm tails 3 like 2
Exons: 4
Coding region: 166-945 (259 amino acids)
Cellular component (GO): cytoplasmic microtubule; cytoskeleton
Source: RefSeq, a predicted model, not a curated record
CUGCCCUGGAGGGUGGUAGGUGGCCCAGACUGGGGCUCAGGGGCUGGACCCCAGGGUCCCUCGAGGCGUCAGAGUGAAGGGCCCCAGGCCGUGACCUGAGGGCUUUGGUCACAGGCUCUGGGCCCAGCUUGUACGUCCUGCCAUCCACCGUGGGCUUCCUCAACCAUGACUGCACCAGGGCGGUCAGCCCGGCCUAUUCCCUCUUCUGGAGGCCUGGCCCUGGCCACCCAGGCCCCCCCAGCGCUGUUGCUGUCGUGCUCCGGCAGCGCCGGACCCUUCACGUCAGUGCCCACACGGUCCGUCUCCCUGUUUUCUGGAGCUGCUCUGACGCCCCCCGCGGGCCCAGCCUCCCCACAGGACGCCAGCCCUGGGCCCAUCUACUUCCUGGACCCAAAAGUCACCCGGUUUGGCCGAAGCUGCACCCCUGCCUACUCCAUGCAGGGCCGGGGCAAGUCUCGGGGUCUGGAGGUGACACCAGGCCCUGGGGCCUACAGCCCAGAGAAGGUGGCCCCUGUGCGCCAGCGGACGCCCCCGGCCUUCACUCUGGGAUCCCGCCUGCGCCCGCAGCUCCAGGACACCUCCGCGCCGGCCCCCAACACCUACACGCUGCCCUCCCUCUGGGGCUCCCAGAUACUCACCAAGCCCAGCAGCCCCAGCUACACGGCGGCCGGCCGCACGCCCCCCGCCCGCCCCCCUCAGGACCCUGCUGAGAUACCAGGCCCGGGCCAGUACGAAAGCCCAGACCCCAACACCUACCGUCAGCGGCGGCCCGCCUUCACCAUACUGGGCCGGCCCCGUGCCCCCCGCCCCCCAGAGGAGACUCCUGGACCGGGCACCCACAGACCUGAGCAGGUCACCGUGACCAAAGCCAGGGCCCCGGCCUUCACCAUGGGCAUCCGCCACUCCACACGGGCUGCCACCAUGCCUGUGGACACCGCACCCUAACACCUUUGGGUCCCAGCUGCCCCUGGACCGAGCCUCAGUUUACCUAUGUUGCCAAGUGGGGUGCGGGCAGGCCCCUCCGGGGCCUGGUUUUGGCCGGUGGGGGGCUUGGAGAAGUGGGGGACAGGCGUCUCUUUCCUUCCUUUUUUCUGAACUCUGAGGUCCUUCUAGGCCACCUGCUUCCUUUGGUCCCUGGAGGAUGUGACCCCACGGCCCCGUGCAGGGUGCCCUGCCUUCCAGCGCCCCAGUUUCUUCCUCCUGGUCACACCAGGCCAAGUCGGGCCAGGCAGAGAAAGGGACAACUCCGGCCCUCCCAGUGGCUGGCCCGAGAUGCGCUUCCUGUGUCCUAGAACUCGGCGUCCGCCCUGCUAGGGCCUGGGUCCCCAGCACGACUCGGAUUUCUGCUCAACUUGGGCUCUUCCCUGCAUCUCACGGGAGCACAGCUGCCUGCCUGGUCCCGGCCCCAAAUCCCCAAAUUGGGCUGGAAGCAGCCUCUUUCCCUCGCACUAGCUGCUUGCCGAUGAAUAAACCUCCUCUGUGGCGCAAGAGC